CUCAUCCACCUCCAUCUCCAUCGAAUUCGCUUCAGCAGCUUUUCUCUUUCCCUUCCGAGCCAGUCUUGUCUUGCGUGUUUGCUUGUCAGUUGAGCCUUUUGAUUUCUGGCCAGAGAUACCCGUGAGCGUUCGUCAACUGCGAUCCUAGACAAACGGUGACAAUUGUCUCAAACAAAGACCUCGUCCACAAAUUUCCCAGCCUCACAAUUCUUCCACGAACUGUUCUCUGAUCACCUGUUCGUCGCUUCCUGAGUGGAAUCCUCCCUUACGAUCGCAAAAACAGCUCGUCCGAACACCGAUCUCACUCAUGUCACUCCAACGACGUUAAUAAAUAAUCUCUGGUGGACAUCAAUUAUCGCCGCUACCUGCAGCCUUUUGUUUACAUUCGACGGAAAGCCUCGCACUAAGCAAGCCCCUCUUUCACCGACAAGUCAUGCAAAGCCGCUGCCUCGCAGGAGAAUAAAUAAUCGACCUGUUCAAAUAAAGAGUGCAUGCGCAACAGGAUCUGUGCAUGUCCUCCAUGAAUUCCCACCGCCUGAGGUAGCUUCAGAAUGGGCUUUACCAGUCGACGCCCAAUUCUGCCUGCGCCCACCGACUCGGAACUAGGCCCGACUGACGACACUGGACUUGGAACAGACCUGGGUACGGAUCUCUCACGGAGGAGUGACAAGACAUCCGAUACUAUUCCGGACGACGGUACACCGAUCACUAUCACGACCGCCCCAAAGCACAAAGCCAAGGGCAAACUUACAAAAACCCGACAACAAUCCCAGACUUCUCUACUUAUUGAGUACUUUGAGGGAAACAAGACACCCGAGUCUGGUCAACGAAGGCCAAGCUUACGGGUCCGAUACACCCCAUCUCAUUCCAGGAAGAACAAGGAGAAGGGAGAAGGACACAUCUUGGUGACUGAAUCUAAAUCGGCUCGACGACCCUCCCAAAGUCAUCGUAUUGUGCUGGGAGGUAACGAGUCUCUUGCCGAGAACCCAAUCACAAGCGACAUAAGUUCGCUGGAUCCUGCUGACGACCUUGUAUCUGCUGCACCGGUCGAAGUCGAGGUAUUGCGCGGCACUCCCAGCGAACUUUCAGAGAGAAGCCCUUCCCCGGAAGCCAGGUACAUUGAACCAGGAUCAGAUAUCUCUUCUAUGCCGGCCGAGAGCUCUAUCGGACCACAUCAAACUAUCAGCAUGGUGCCUUCGACUCAGAGCGGCAGUGUCGCCAGAGGUACUUCCUACGACGGGCUGAAGCCACCCGUGAUACCGGCGGAACGGAACUUGAGUAACGAGCGAAUCACUCAAAAGGUCAUUGAGAAGCUCAGUAACAAGCCUAGAGUAUCCGCGAAACGACAACACAGCAGUCACAGCGCCAGCCGCAGCAACGGCAGCAGAGAGGCUGAAAUACCGAAUCGCGAAGCAAGAAUUCGUGUCACGAAGCCUGUUGAAGAUGAAUCCGCUCCGAGUGCCACAGGAUCUAGUCUUGUCAGUGGCUCCCAGUUAUCCGCAGACCUUCGGCCAGCCGACCAACGUUCAGCACGAUCUGGCGCUUCAAAUGCCUCCAUCACAAAUAAUCCAAGACUCCUACAAGCAGUCGAAGACGCCGUCAAACGGAUGAUACUACCGGAGCUCGAUGCGAUAAGAAGAGAUCAAAAACACUCACAUCGAUCGCGUCACGAUAAAUUAAGCAGUCCCUCGGAUAUUUCUUCUAGCACCAUCUCUCGGGACGACAGAUCACGACGUAAGUCGUCAGGGAGCAAAUCAAAGCGACGUGAAAGUCGAGACUCGGAGUCCGGUUUGGCUGCAGGCUCUUCCCGCCGCCGUAGGAGUCACAAGAAUGUUGAUUACGACUCCCCAUCCGAGCAAAGCUACGAUCCAACCGAGUCGCUUGAUAGCAACAGCAUACGCGAGGAGAAGAAGUCCCGAAAAUAUCGAAGCCAUCACUUACGGGAUGUAGCGGCAGGAGCCCUUGGGGGAGCAGCACUGACCGCAGCAGCUCUUAAGUCUCAUGAUUCUGGCUCGAGCCUCGAGUAUUCAGUGCACCGAAGACGGCGUCGAAGCAAGAGUCGCAGCAGUCGGAGUGCCAGCAUUGCAGAGAAGGAAGAUGCCUUUCAAAAACACCAUGUUCCUCCUAUGCCCUUUGUCAGUGAUCUCGGGACCGACCUGACUCGAAGUUCUUUGAAGUCCUCGAAUGAUGGCAGGACCGAAACUCCAACCAGAGGUGAGGUUAGGGGAGUGAUACGUGGCUCGCCUCUCGAUGUGCCUUCGCCAGGAUCAUUCACACCCACACGAAACUCUUUGGAUCUAAAGAGAGGACUUGGUACUCAUCAUGGCAAUCUCUCAGAGCAUAACCUCUCCGGCCCUGAUAUCUCAUCCAGGAAAGAGACCUUCGACGAGGAUGGCGUUGAUCGUUCGGACGAAGUGGAUGAUAUUGACUUUGCAACUCAUGGGUUUGCUGCCCUGACUGAUCCUGAACGAGCAAGAGCAUACGAGAGAAAUUUGCAUCAACAGCAUCCGAUCAGAAGGGGUCUAAGCCCUAUACAAAGUGUCGCUAGCUACCAAACUACCGAACCCAAUCGUACAUCCAUCAUGCACGCAAGAAGUUCUGAGUCUAUCAACUCGCCGAAGAAGACUCCUCAGAUGGACGACCAAAUAUCCAUAUCCUCAAUAUCAUCGGCGCCAAGUACUGAUUUGGCUCGCUCUCGACGACCUCAAGGCAUAAGUCUUGAAAAUCGCAGUGAGAUCAUGGGACAACAUCCAAGCUCAUACAAUUCCACGCCAAGGCAAGCAGAUGUUGAUGUUUUUGAAGAACAACAUCGCGAAAACGAGAGUUACCGCGAUGAGCCGUAUAUCGACAAGGUUACCGCUGGACGACAAGUCGGCCAAGUGUCAGGCGCGACUGCAGAGUACAUCGAGUCUCCAGUGGGUGUAGAAUCUGCAGUGGCAUCAUUGAUUGAGCCAUCAGUCGUUGAUUCUGCGAAUCAUUACUCACCGCGUGGGAGUCAAGCAGACUCCUAUAGCGCCCGAGAAGAGCAAAGUCCAUACCACUCUCAGCGAGGAAGCCCCUUGAAGCAUGAAGUAUCACACCACAGCUUUGACGAACGUGGUUAUCCUGCUGGUGAAGACAUAAUGGAUUCCCCUCCUCAAAGCCCUGCCCGCUCGAUGGAGCAUUUCGAUGCUGUCCCGGCUCAACCAGCAGUCCAAUCGUCAGGAAACCAACCUUCGAAUCAAUCUGAGCGAUCGCCAGACUCAGACAUCACAACCAACCCCUCGAUCAUUCGAGGUCCGAUUGGCGGGAUGGCUCAAGGCAGUACUGACCACUGGCCUUACGACCCGACACCACCACGCUCACAUCCAGAGUUGGUACUCCCGCCCGUAAGCAGAGAUAUAGGUUCUGCUGGCACCGACCUGAUUCCGCAAGCCCUGUCCAUUAACCGUGGCUCCGACUUGGAUCAGAAAGGCGACCUGUACAUGAAAGCGCUGCCACUAGCCACGCCACCUGGAGGCAAGGAUGAAGGCUACGAAACUGGCGCCAAUGCUCCCUCUCCCGGUCUGUACUCUAACAAGGACAACUUCGCCAUCAAUGCUCCUCUCGAGGACGAUCCUUUUGCCACUGGUCGGGACAAAUAUGUCAGUGGGUUGUCCCACGGCCUUUCACCAAUGUAUGAUAGUGCUUCAGGACGUGGCCGCGACAACAUCCAGUCAAAAGAUAUUGUGGCACUCAUGGACCAUCUGACAGUGCGCGACGCCCAGCGCAAUGCACGAGACACGGAAAUCCUGGUUACACUCGUCCGUAGUGCAGCCGAAAUGAGAAACUCCUUUGAGGAUAUGAAAAAAUUCAUAACCGAGCAGGACGGAAUGAUCAUAGACUCGGCUGAUAGACAACAUCAGCAGACACAAAAGAUUGUCAGUGGACCUCGGCCGCAACCGAUGACUCCUCGCGCUGCCACAUCUGCAGCUUCAGAGGAGGAGCUCCCUUCGAAACGGCGGAACGUCUUUCAACGAGCGCUCCGUGGCCUCGGUGCUAAGAAUACGCAAGAGCUACAAAAUAUCGAAAACAUGCUUAUGCGUCUGCUGGACGAAGUAGAAGGACUUCGAGCCAUACAGUCUACUUCGGUCCCGCAAAACCAGCCCAGGUCUACGAGUUUAGCCUCAGCAGACAAUGCUCAGCCUCCUACUGAUACUGGUUAUGAACCUGAGGGACAGGCUGGUACAUCAUCUACGGGUGAUCGUUCAGGCUUCUUUUCCAACAACUCCUCUCGUCAGGCAGACUACCGCAAUUAUACCAUGCAACGAGAUGUUUCGAAUCGAAUCAGUACAGUGAUGGAAGGGGAUGAGGAAUAUGAGGAUUAUGGCGAUGGCCUUGGUGCAGCUACCGCUGGAAAUGUUCAAGCCAUGUCGCGAUCGACCCCAACCAGAGCUGAUCCUGGUCGACAAACCAGAGGCGGAUCGGUACCUCUGAAUACUCCACCUCGAACGCAUGUUCCACAUAUGGGCUCGUUGAGCAACGACAAUACUCCUCAGUAUUCCGCGAACGACGGCUCGGGGCGAAAGCACAAGACUUUUUCAUCUUCUUUUAUCCCCAAGAUGGUCUCUAGGUGGUCCAAGACUACUGCCUCGACGGAGAACUAUCGAACAAGCAACCAGCGAAUCCGCCCGUACUCCGAGGUUUCUCGUUCGGGCUCAAACCUAGGGGAAUACGAAUACGAAAAUGAUCCUCAAGGUGACGAUCGACUUCGUUCGCAAGGCUCAUUCCAACAAGAACACUAUGAGGAUGAAGAGAAUCGUCCACGUUCUCCCUUGUUGCCCAGCCAGAUUUCAGACAACCCUAAAUACCAGGCACAUCGAAAUAGUAUGAACUUGCAACACCCUCAACCUCGACAAGGUCCAACUGGUCGAUAUCAGUCUCGAUUAGAAUCAGAAGCCCAGCUCUACAAUGACGAACUGUCGCCAACCUCGCAGACCUCCUCGCAUUGGGAUCAUCAACAUGGAUUCCGAAAUCCAGAAGGCACUGCAGCCAUGUAUGGAGGACAUGUCAGCCCAGUCUCUGAUCUGACAUACUCCCAGGAUCUCGGCAUUCCCCACGACAAUAAAAGCGUUGCGUCUUCUCAAGGACCACCGCGGCCUCCGAAGAUUCCAAAUGAUGAGCCUUUGGUGCCUCAGCGACCCCCUAAGGUGAUGAUGAGUCCUUCUCCUUCGAAUCGACAACCGACAUACGUCGACCAUGUGGCUGCUGCCCGCGCAGGUAGUCCAGCAUUCGAUAAGUCUCCUGUGGCAGCUUUGCGAUCUCCGCAAAGUCAAGGACGCAAACCGUCUGGACCUAGGCCACUUACAACAGCAAGUGGUUCAAAGGGUGAUAUGAACACCAUCAAGAGAACUCGAUUUAGAGGAAGUCCGCAUCAGAUCGACAGCGAGGAUGAAGCGACAGCAGCCUAUUAAGCGGGGUUGUGUGGUCUGGCUUUGGUUGUAAUUUCAAGAUGCAUACGACGGUUGUACAAGUUUGAUUCAUGACAUAAGAAUUUUCUAUUUACUCCUGGCGAGUGAACAAAGCUGCAAAGCUGCUGGUGGUGAUGUGAUUAUGAUGAUGAAAAUGAUGUACAGAGCGGUCCCUUUCUUUGACUUGGUAUUGUCGAUUUUUUUUUCAAAAGCGAGUAAUUAAGAAUUGGAUGUGGCAGAGAGUUGGAUGGAUGAUGGUUCUCUCAAAACCAAAAUAUUACCAGUCAAGUGACUCGGAUUAUGACGACUGUGAAUAAUGGGUGUGGUGUUGAAGGUCAAAUGCAUCUUUCUUCGUUCUUUCUUGGUGGCGUACAGUGUGGUACGUAUGAGAAUGUCCAGAAAAGGUAGAAACCGAGUAGAAUAUCAAAAUGAU
Molecule: messenger RNA, 5862 nt
Organism: Exophiala oligosperma
Lineage: Eukaryota; Fungi; Ascomycota; Eurotiomycetes; Chaetothyriales; Herpotrichiellaceae
Exons: 2
Coding region: 552-5432 (1626 amino acids)
Biological process (GO): carbohydrate metabolic process
Source: RefSeq, a predicted model, not a curated record